GCUCGCGGGAUCGAGGAGGAUUUUGGCAAAACUCCCUGCCGGGAAGCAGGAGGUGGCCUCCCCCUCUUUCCCCCACACAAGGAGGGGGGGACAUGGUGCUGGGACCCCAGGCUGGCCGGGAGCGUGGCCGGUGGGGCAGGAGAUGCCCCCGUGGGGAGGUCCGUUCCGCGGUGGCUGUGUCGCUCCUCCCUCCCUGGCAAACAUCGCUGCUCUCACCCGCCCUCACGCUUCCCUUCCCCUCCCCCUUGUAAAACCAGCUGCAGGGGCCCCACAUCUCCCCUCGCCCUCUGCCUUCAGCCUCCCCUCGGCGGCCUCACCCUCCUCCUCCUCGCAGAGCAGAGCAGCGCAGCGUUAGCAGGAUGGCCAAUCCGGACCCCUACCUGCGGCAGCCCUGCCUGAUGGUCCACGGUGUCCCCAUGGUCAACGCCUUCGCCCGCAACUGGGAGCGGAUUGACAACUUCCAGAGCCGUCCCGAGGACAUCGUGGUGGUCACCUUCCCCAAAUCCGGCACCACCUGGGUCACUGAGAUCGUGGACAUGAUCCUGCAAGGUGGCAACCCUGAGAAGUGCAAGAGGGACAUCAUCAGCAACAGGGUGCCCAUGCUGGAGUUCGCUGCCCAAGGGGACAUGCCAGCAGGAACAGACCUGCUGGCCAACAUGCCCUCUCCCCGUGUGGUGAAGACCCACCUGCCUGCACAUAUCCUGCCCAAAUCCUUCUGGGAGAACCGCUGCAAGAUGAUCUACGUGGGGCGCAAUGCCAAGGAUGUGGCCGUCUCCUUCUACCACUUUGACCUGAUGAACAAGUUUGAGCCGGACCCAGGGACGUGGGCCCAGUACCUGGAGGAGUUCAUGGCUGGCAGAGUGGCGUAUGGCUCCUGGUACGACCAUGUCAAAGAGUACUGGAAGCGGAGGAAGGAUCACCCCAUCCUCUACCUCUUCUAUGAGGACUUGAAGGAGGACCUCCGCCGGGAGGUUGCCAAGGUGGCCCAGUUCUUGGGGCAGGAGCUGUCGGAGGCAGCGUUGGAUGCCGUCACCCGACACACCUCCUUUGAGGCCAUGCGGGACAACCCCACCACCAACUACAGCAUGGUGCCCUCCCAAUUCAUGGACCACAGCAUCUCCCCCUUCAUGCGCAAAGGCACCACCGGCGACUGGAAGAACCACUUCACUGUGGCCCAGAGCGAGCGCUUCGACCAGGACUAUGCACAAAAGAUGUUGGGCACCGACCUGCACUUCCGCACCCAGAUUUGAGGAGGCACCACCAGAUGCACCCCAAAUCCACCCCCACCAGUCCCGCUCCCUGGCAGCAGCUCCCGCACCCCACCAGCCCU
Messenger RNA from Calidris pugnax (ruff), 1330 nucleotides. RefSeq names its product sulfotransferase family cytosolic 1B member 1-like. The record is from RefSeq and is a predicted model, not a curated record. The transcript has 8 exons. Gene Ontology annotation, biological process: sulfation. Gene Ontology annotation, cellular component: cytoplasm. Lineage: Eukaryota; Metazoa; Chordata; Aves; Charadriiformes; Scolopacidae. Gene Ontology annotation, molecular function: sulfotransferase activity. The coding region runs from base 360 to 1250 and encodes 296 amino acids.